CCCAACAAGCAGCGAUUGACGCAAGCGCUGAAAUGAAGCGUUCGCAAGCGCUCAAACGCCUUGAAAAGCUGAUCAGUGAGCUGAAUGAUUUCGUCCAACCAAAGGUCAAUAUCCAUAAAGAGAUAAAGGCCAAGGCAACCGGGGUAGUUAACGCCCUUCGAAGGUUUAAAAAACUGGACGAAGAAUGGCAGUCACCUCGACGACUCACUCCUCGUUUUACGCCGGAGAAGAGCAGUCAACUUACUGUGGAGAUCGAAGAAUCAAUGGACACCGGAGGCGAUGCUGACGGUGAAUCUGAUGCUAAAGACGAAGGUCAUACUUCCAACAAGUCUAACAAGAGGAAGGACCGAAACUCCCCAGAUGGAAUAGAUGGGCGAUUGACGAAGAGAAAGGACUUGAAACCAAGUCCUCCGAAAAACGUGAUGAAGCAGAACGCCGAAAAAAAAGACGCGACUGAUUGGAAAGAUGUCCACACAAGGAAAGAGAAACGGAGGCUAGCCAAAGAACAGCUCCCAAAGGAGCCUCCAAAGAAGCCCAGGCCGGAGCCUAAGCGCAAAAAACCGCUCAAAUGGAUCAGACCCGACGCACUGAUCAUCCGCCCGGCCGAGAAAGCAAAGUACGCCGAGAUUUUGCGUCGCAUAAAGAAGGACGUCCCUGAUGAGCAAGUUCGCACAACAGUGGACAAGAUCAACAAGACCAGAAGCGGGGACUUGCUGAUUACGAUUUCGCGGAAGUGCGUGGACAAAGGCCAAGGCCUGCAACAUACCAUCGCAAACAUUCUUAAGGAGGAGGCCAAAGUCGAGAUCCGAGACCUAGAUGACACCACAACAAAGGAGGAUAUUCAGGCUGCGCUGCAUACGGUAACCAAGGAGCUCUGCGAAAUACUACCAGAGACAAUCAAGAUCCGCAAAGCCUACAGAGGUACCCAAACCGCUGUCGUGACACUACCAGCUGCAGCAGCUCAGAAGAUAUUAGAAGGAAGCGGUAAAAUCCGAAUUGGCUGGGUCAACUGCCAAAUUAGAGCCACGAGGAAACCUACCCAAUGCUACAAAUGCUGGCAUUUCGGGCACCACGGAUCCCAGUGCAGAAGCAAGACAGAUCGAUCCAAGCUAUGCAUCAGAUGCGGCCAAGAAGGACACAAGAUUGCGGACUGUGCCUGGUAUACAAAGAGGCACUCCAGAGACAAGCAAGCAAACAUGAGGAUAUUACAGCUUAACCUCAAUCACUGUGAGGCCGCGCAUGACCUGCUCGUGCAGACCGUGCGUGAAUUAGAGCUUGAUUUAGUAAUAAUAGCAGAGCCAUACAGACACCUGAAUAACCAACCUUGGGAAACUGACAGCACCACCAAGGCUGUCAUCUGGUCCUGUGGCAAACUUCCCUUCCAGAGCAUAGUGAGCAAUGAUAGCAUCGGCUUUGUAGCAGCGUCUAUUAACGACAUCCGUCUUUAUAGUUGCUAUGCACCACCUAGCCUUUCCAUUGCCGACUUUACUGAUUUCCUGGAUCGACUAACCGAAGACGCAAAGCAAUACUACCCAGUAGCUAUAGCAGGGGACUUCAAUUCCUGA
This is a messenger RNA of Cotesia glomerata, 1565 nucleotides long. RefSeq lists its product as uncharacterized. The coding region runs from base 33 to 1565 and encodes 510 amino acids. The record is from RefSeq and is a predicted model, not a curated record. NCBI's taxonomy places the organism in Eukaryota, Metazoa, Arthropoda, Insecta, Hymenoptera, Braconidae. The transcript is spliced from 3 exons. Gene Ontology annotation, molecular function: zinc ion binding; nucleic acid binding.